AUGAACAUAAACUCCUAUUAUACAUAUGAUCCAGAAUAUAUUGAAUUAAAGCGACUGGAAUCGCGUACGCGUUAUGAAUCAACAUUAGAAGGAAUAUUUGAACGGUAUGGAAGAGAUAUGACAGAAGAAUCAGAUGAAGUGGAUUUAAGAACAGGAGAAGUUAUUGUCAAUCGAGGUCAUUUGAAUAACCUUCAAGUUUCGUGGUUUUUAGAAGAAGAAACAUUAAGUUUUAGUGAUGAUAAUCUUGAAAAUGAUUUUUUUGAAAAUAUCUUAUCAUUGGUCUCUAUAAAUCAAAGAGAAACAAUUAAACGAAAAAAACAUAAGGAAAAUAUGUUUCCUCAAAGAUUUCCUUCAAAAGAGAAGAUUUUCAAGCAAUUUGGAAGCCUUGGACCAUCAAUUAUUAAAUUAAUUGAAAGUCAGAAAAGAAAACGAAAACAUUUUAAAAAGAUCAAACGUGUAAAAUAUCCAGAAAGGAAUUCAAAAGAACUAAAUGACUUAAAAAUACGGAAAAUAAGUACAUUUAUUCCAUAUACAAAUUCAGAUUCAGAUUCGCAUUCAAAUUCUUGUGAUACAGCUUUUAAAUUUCAAAGAAUUCCUGUCAACAUAUCUAAUAAUCAAAAAAAAAGCAUGACUAUGCAUCUAAACGAUUUUUUUAUUCACAAUAACAAAAACACGAUAUUUAAUUCAGUACAUGCUGUCAGACGAUUUGAUAUUAUUAUCGAUUGCCCUAAAUCAAAUCAUACAUUCAUCCAAAACCCAAAAAUCGGUACUUUAAUACCAAAAAACACUCUUGAAACUCGAAAAGCAUCUAUUUAUUCAUCGCAUGCUCAUCUUUUUGAUCAAUAUUAUAAUUUUUUGACAAAUUCACAAACAAAACCAAAUCGUCUACUUAAUCAUUUAUCGCUUUAUAAUAAUUUAUAUCCAAUUGAAUCAUUAUCUUCCGAAUCAGCUUCUCAGGCAGAAACAAAAUCUUAUUCUACUAAUACAUCUAUUGAAGAAACAAAUUUGGAAGUGGAAAAUGCACAUAAAAAAAAAAUACACUGUAACAAACUAUUUUGUUUUACUUGUUCAUGUUUAUGAUCUCUGUGUAAUUUUAAUCUGCAAAAAAAUCAAGGCAGAUU
Messenger RNA from Pneumocystis murina B123, 1121 nucleotides. RefSeq lists its product as hypothetical. The transcript has a single exon. Gene Ontology annotation, molecular function: protein heterodimerization activity; histone binding. NCBI's taxonomy places the organism in Eukaryota, Fungi, Ascomycota, Pneumocystomycetes, Pneumocystales, Pneumocystaceae. The record is from RefSeq and is a predicted model, not a curated record. The coding region runs from base 1 to 1080 and encodes 359 amino acids. Gene Ontology annotation, cellular component: nucleus.